This is a messenger RNA of Diversispora eburnea, 3306 nucleotides long. Lineage: Eukaryota; Fungi; Glomeromycota; Glomeromycetes; Diversisporales; Diversisporaceae. The record is from the annotation of a GenBank genome assembly.
AUGGAACUUCAAAAUCAAACAGAUAAUAUUAUAAUCUCUUAUAAUAAUAAUUUUUUAUCAAAUUCAAAUAAUGGAUCAUUACUCUCAACUCGGAGGGAUGUCAUAACUCAUACUAGAAAUCAUUCACUUCCUUUUCCAAUGACCAACAACAAGGCAAAUCAAUCAAGUACAUCUUCUAAUGUUCAAACUUCUUCACAUCGUCGUGUAUUUAGUGCUAGAAGUCUUUCACAAAAAAAUUCCAAUUCCAAUUCUAAGAUCGAUCCUAAAAAUUCAUUUUCACAAGAAAUCCAAGAUAUAAUUAAUUCCAUUGAUUCCGCUAGUGAUACCAAUUCUUUAUUUUCUUCUACUUCGAAUAUUAGCCACGAUGAUAACAACCAUAAUGAUCAUAUUGAUUAUGUUAACCACGAGGAGGCAGAUGAAUCAUCUGAAUUAAGUCAAAUUUAUACAAGAAAUGCAUCAAAUAGUACAUUAUUGAGUCCUUCUUCCUCUAUUCGUUCAGUACAUCACUUCACUCAUAUUCAUCAAAAACGAUUUUCAAGAACCAUACAACACAUUUCAUCAUUUUUACAGAUUAAUGCAAAUAUCAGUUCAAAAAUAAAUUUUCCUGUAACAAUAGAAAAAUCAUUUACAGUAGAAAGAUUAGCUCGUCAGAUUGAAGCUGAAUAUGCUUUCAAAUUCGGUGGAAUUGAAACUGUAAUUCAACAUGAACCUCUUGAAGUUGGUUUGCUUUACGAUGUUAGUAUGGUUGCCUUACGUUUUCGAGAUUUGGUUGGUGAUGUCUUGGAACAUGGCGAUACGGUACAUGUAUUAAACAUUUAUGAAAGUUAUCAUCCUCGAUUAGAUCAAGAAGAUGAAUCAGAAUUUGAUAAUUUAAAAUACAUUGUUGAUAAAGAUCUUCCACCAAUUCCUCCAAUUUCUCCUAAUAAUGAAUCAAUAAAAGAAAAAAGAUUAAGCUUGCCAAAUAUUUCUUCUAAUAAUGUUAAUAAUGAUAACAGUGAUAUCAGUGAUAAUAUAGAUGAAGUUAUUCCAUCCAAUCAAAUAAAUUCUUCCAUAUCCACACCAAAUUCCCCUGAAAUAUUAAAUUCUUCCAGUAGUUCAUUACCAUCUAUUAAUCAAAUACAAAAUACAAUUCAAGCUUCAGAAUCUCGUUUUCAAGCAGUACUUGCCAAUACUCUUUCCUUAAAUUAUUUUCAAAAAUUUGCUAUUCGUGAAUUUUCUGCAGAAAAUUUAUUGUUUUGGCUUGAAGUGGAAUUAUUUGCGGCAGGAGUUUCUUGUGAUAUAGAAAACAAUUAUUAUGAAGAACAGCAAUCUGCAGUCAUUUACGCUAGAUAUAUAUUUCUUACAUAUAUUUGCGUGAAUGCUCCGUUACAAGUUAAUUUAAGUGAUGAAAUAAGGAGAGAAAUUGCUUGGCCAAUAGAUGAUGAUUGUGAGGUAGAAAGAAAUAUGUUUGAUGAAGCACAAGAAGCUGUUUAUCAAUUAAUGAGAGGGCAUACCUUUAUUCGAUUUGAAGAAAGUCCUGAAUGGAAAGAAUGUUUAAGUAUAAAGAAAACAGGUAUUGGAAAAAUAUUCAUAAAAAUAUCUUAUGAUAUGAUUGAGCCUCUUGAAAAAUAUUUCCGUCCAAAUAUGUCUUUAAUGUUGGUAAUUAACAACAUGAGUCUUAAUAAUAGUUCUGAACAAGCACCAAUUUCUCAUCAUUUCAAAGAACAAACUCUUCAUUCUACAUUAUCCCAAUACUUUCCUGAAACAAUACUUCUUGAUAAUAAAGGAGAAAGAAUAGAUACUAAAUUUGAACGGGAGAUAAAAGGUGUUGAUGGUUAUUUUGAUGUAGAAAAUCGGAUGACCAAUGCACAAAGGAUGAGACGAAUGAAAAAGGAACGUAAACUUCAAUGGGUAUUUGGGGAAAAAGUUGGUAGAAUUGAAGAUCAAAUCAUAGUGUUACCUAAAGAAAAUCUCUACGGUAAUGGUAAAAUAGGAUUUGGCGAAGAUGAUGAUUUUAAAAGUGCAUUUUCAAUUGAUUCCGUAAAUCGAAAAAUGGCAAAAGAAGUAUGGAAUCGAAAGAAGAGAGUUGAAAAGCUAGAAUCUAUAUUUGGACGAGGAUUGAAAGAUUCUCAAACAACUCCUAAUAUAUUUAAAAGUAAAAAAAAUUCCGCACCAACAAUAAUUACAACUCAUAAAAUGCCCCAAACCCUUGGAUUAAAUGUGAAUGAUACACAAAAAAUACGGACUACGAAUGAAUUAAAUAAAAAUGAUAAACGAAUAUUACGAAGGAAAAAUAGAAAAUUAAAAGUAAUUCUUGGUGAAAAUUUUGAUGAAAAUAUGGUCUAUCAAACAUUGGCUCAACCAGCGAUUCAGUCGCCUACACCAACUAAAAUCCCUAAAACUGGUAAAAGUUCAUUUUAUGUUAUUAUGAACAUAGAUACCAAAGAAUAUAGACGUAAGAAAUUACAAAAACUUAAUAGUUUUUUGGGUGAAAGAGUUCCAAUCGAUAUAGCAUUGGGUAAGGAGGCAGAUUUUAAAGUUGUUCCAUUACCACCCGUACCCAAACCAAAAAAUAAGAGGAAUGGAUCAAAUUCAUUUUAUUCACAAAUUUCACCAACAAGGUUAUCAGCGAUAGAUAGAAGACGUCAUCUUAAUCGAGCAGUUAAAUUGGAAAAAAUGUUUGGAGAGAUCCCUCCACAAGAUUUAAUUUUAUCUAAAUCACCGGUCAAGAAUGAUCCGGGAAUUUUAAAUUUAGAACAUCAUAGAAGAAGUAUUGUAUCACUUGAAUAUUUAAUGGAUAAUGAUAGAGAUGCAAUGUUUGAACUUAUUAAUUAUAUGGCAGAUAGUGAUGGAAAUAAUGAUUAUGAGGAUAGAGCAGGAUAUUCUCAAGGUUCUGCGUCAACUUCAGCACCAACAACUCCAUAUGUUAAUUUUUCAUCAUCACCACCACGACAAAAUGUUGGGGAUAAACAAGAACGAUUAAAGAGUAAUCGUAAAUUGUCACACUUUUUUGGUGCUUCUUAUGGACAAAUGUUUCCUGAUCAAAUUCUCGGAGAAUUAUUAUAUGACCUUGAAAGAGAAAUUAGAGAGGAGGCCAGACAAAGUGAGAAAGUUGAUAAGACAGUUGUUGAAGAUUUGAUGGGACAAAUAGAUGAAUUACGAGUGAAAAGUAAUGGAUUUGGACCCGUGGGUUCAGAAGAUGAGAUUGGUGAGGAUGAUACGAGUACAGGGGGAGAAGAUACAGCGCUUACAGAUGAUGAGUUAACUCAAUCUAUACGUAAAAGAUUAGAACUAAAUAAAAAGAAAAGGGUUGUUUCACGUUCAUAA